AUGGCAGACCUGUCACAACUAGAGACCUGUUUUCGAGAGCUGUCCAGUGCAAUUCAAAGCUUUAUUACCCACAGCCACCAUGUCGCUUUCCCUGUGCAAAGCUCCGGAAUUAACCCAACGCGUGUGACUACCCCAGAUAGCUCUAACGGUGCUUGUCGCGCCCGAGAGUUAGCGCUAGCCAACCUAACCAGGCUUCAAAUAAUGUUGUUUGAGCCGGGUGACUUUUUACAGCAGCUGGCACUUCAGACCCAGCUCCUUGCUUGUAUCCAGUGGCUAGGGGAGUUCCAAGUUCCUGCAUGCAUUCCGAUGGACGGUAGUGCUUUGAUGAAAGAUGUAUCGGAUUUGAUUGGAGUUCCGGAGACACAACUUGGGCGCAUCGUCAGUGUAGCUAGUUUGGGCGGGUUCUUACAAGAAGCAAAACCGGGACAUGUGGCUCACAGUCCACUAUCGGCUGCCUUCGUGGCCAAGCCAUCGUACCUAGAUGCAGCCAUGUUCCUUGCUGAUAAAGCAGCUCCAGCUGCGUGGAAGAUGGCUGCUGCAACAAAACAAGUAAGAGAUUCACCGCAAAAGGCUCAAGAGGUGAUGUUCCACGAGGGCAUUUUUGCAAAUGCAGAAAAGUCCGAGCUCCCGCGACUGCAGCGACAGUGGCGCGCGUAUCUUCGAUAUGGCCUUGGGCAUCAUUGUGAUACCGCAACAGAUAUCCUUACUUGUUUGGGGACAAGUCAAAUCGGCGCCGGAUCACUGGUGGUAGAGGUUGGCGCGAGAUCCACUGAGCGCGUGCUGGAACUCGCAAAUAAAUACCCCUGUUACCGGCUGAUUGCCCAAAUGAGCUCAACUGCCUCUAUUCCAUCGUCCAUCAGCAGUAAUGGCACCCCAGCGCCGAAACUCCGACACCCACGAAUUCAAGUUCAAUACCGCGAUCCAGGCACCCCGCAGCCAAUCGAGGAUGCCAGUAUCUACAUAAUCAAUUUUCCUCUGCCAGAACCAGGGGCAACAUGGACGUCCCUCAUGGCGGAGCUUGACAGCGAGCUGCGGGCCCAUUUGAGCGUGCUACACAAAAGACCUACUGCCACCUUAGUGCUCACGGCACCGGCAUUACCUGAACGGGGGACGAUACAUGCGGAUCCAGGAAUUGAAUCACGUCUACGAGAUUUGUCCUUGAUGCAGUUAGCAAACGAGCGUGAACAUGAAAUGUCGGAAGUCAUUGGGUUAUUGAAUGGGAUGGGCAAUAGUGAGGGCCGGCUAGUGUUGGUGAAUAAAGUGAGAUCGAGGGGCCGAGGUGGCGCAGUCGCGUUGGAGAUUAAGUACCAAGUCUACCCAGAUCAAUAG
Molecule: messenger RNA, 1329 nt
Organism: Penicillium hordei
Lineage: Eukaryota; Fungi; Ascomycota; Eurotiomycetes; Eurotiales; Aspergillaceae
Gene: tpcD
Product: trypacidin cluster transcriptional coactivator tpcD
Exons: 3
Coding region: 1-1329 (442 amino acids)
Molecular function (GO): methyltransferase activity
Source: RefSeq, a predicted model, not a curated record